AUGUGCCAGGUGGGCAGUAAGGGGUGGAUUUUCACGGAUUUAGAGAGCUGCUUUGUGGGUAAGGAUUUACGGCUGUAUCAGUGCACCUGCCCCAUUUCCACCUGCCAUUCCACGCCAAUGGGCAAUGCUUGCCUCUUUACAACGUCUUUUCUUGUAUUUUGUGGAGUUUUCUGUGCCAUCUGGCUAUUUGCUUUGGCGGCGUAUGUGUACGUUUCAGGUCUCGUUGCGGAGCACCGGAAAUCCCUUUUAACGGAGAAGAGUCAUUUUGCACGUGGCUCCUACUAUUAUGAGAAAAUGUUCGGCGGUGAUAGGAAGAGGAAAAGCUUGUUAGCCGGCGACAAUUUAACGGAAAUACCUCAGGGGGGUUGA
Trypanosoma rangeli is the source of this 369-nucleotide messenger RNA. RefSeq lists its product as uncharacterized. The transcript has a single exon. The record is from RefSeq and is a predicted model, not a curated record. NCBI's taxonomy places the organism in Eukaryota, Euglenozoa, Kinetoplastea, Trypanosomatida, Trypanosomatidae. Bases 1 to 369 code for a protein of 122 amino acids.